CCCGGGCUGAACAGCUGCUUCCUGGUUCUCCACGUGCUGCCAGCAGCGCUGGAGCUGCCCGAGCCAGAGCGGAGCCGCUGUUCUCAGCUGCAGCCAGGAUCUGCCCCCGGCCCCGCUGGGAUCCAGACAGGCUGCAGAAUGUUUUGCUCCAGCUCAUCCCAGCCUGGCGUGGGACAGGGAAGAGAAAUGGCUGCAGUGGAGUCAGUCCAGGGGCUGGUGACCUUCAAGGAGAUGGCUAUGUAUUUCACCAGGGAAGAGUGGGCUCUGCUGGACCCCACUCAGAGAGCCCUCUACUGGGAUGUCAUGCAGGAGAACUAUGAGACUGUGACCUCGCUGGGCCAGAGAAUAACAUCCAUGUUUCGCUGCAGAUCAUCUCGUCCUCCCAGGGGCAAGGAAAUGGCUGCAAUGGAGCUGGCUCAGGGGCCGGUGACCUUCGAGGAGGUGGCUGUGUAUUUCUCCAGGGAAGAGGGGACUCUGCUGGACCCCACUCAGAGAGCCCUCUACAGAGAUGUCAUGCAGGGGAACUAUGAGACGAUGGUCUUGCUGGGUAAGGAUUCCUGUCCCUUCUGUUCUUGGAAGGGGAAAUGAAGAGUGAAGGUUCAUGCCACCCCCACAAUGCCAUCUGUACCCUGUCCUGUUUCAGCAUCACCCCAAUAGGCCAGUAACAUACAUACUACCAGAGACCCUCCUC
Gopherus flavomarginatus (Mexican gopher tortoise) is the source of this 691-nucleotide messenger RNA. Its product is annotated as zinc finger protein 560-like. Gene Ontology annotation, biological process: regulation of DNA-templated transcription. NCBI's taxonomy places the organism in Eukaryota, Metazoa, Chordata, Testudines, Testudinidae. Bases 139 to 588 code for a protein of 149 amino acids. The record is from RefSeq and is a predicted model, not a curated record. The transcript is spliced from 5 exons.